Messenger RNA from Gossypium arboreum, 1719 nucleotides. RefSeq lists its product as uncharacterized. The coding region runs from base 1 to 1719 and encodes 572 amino acids. The record is from RefSeq and is a predicted model, not a curated record. Lineage: Eukaryota; Viridiplantae; Streptophyta; Magnoliopsida; Malvales; Malvaceae. The transcript is spliced from 3 exons.
AUGGGGGUCGUAAAAUUUGACGACACCCCUAGUACAGAGAACCCAUUGCCAAAUCAUGGUGAUCAAGGGGUAAAUGCAAUUGGGGGCACUGACAUGAGAAAGAUCAAAAAGGAUGUGACUGAGGUGAGAACACCGAUGAAAAUGAUUUGGCAAGAAGUGGUGAACAGAGAGAUGAUAAUCUCUAAAGAAAGGAAUAGAGGAGUAAGGGACUACUGCGAGUUCCAUGCUGAAAAGGGGCAUGAGAUCCAAGAAUGUGACGAGUUUAAAGCCUUGGUACAAAGCCUUAUGGAUAAUAAGGAGUUGGAAUUUUAUGAAGCUGGCUCAGAUGAGAGACGUAUAUGCACAUUAGAAGGUGGACCGAAGAAUCAAAACUGGCCAAGGAUCAUUAUUUCUUUACCAAGAAAUAAUGAAGUUGAAAUACCAACGAUACCAAAAGUCAUUAUUCAUAAACCUGUUUCCUUUCCUUACAAGGAUAACAAGAGAGUACCUUGGAAUUAUAACUGCAAUGUAACAAUGCCGGAGAAGGAGGAUAUAGCUAGUGCCUCUAAGGAAGUUCGAGAUGAGGUUAAUGAGCCAGUGAAGGAAGAAGAAGCCAGAGAAUUUCUAAAAUUCUUGAAACACAGUGAGUACAGUGUAGUUGACCAAUUACGCAAACAACUAUCUCGUAUAUCAGUACUGGCUUUGCUUUUGAGUUCAGAGGUACAUCGUGAGGCGUUAAUGAAUGUGCUCAACGAGACUUAUGUUACUAACGAUAUAUCCGUCAACAAGUUGGAUCGAUUGGUUAGUAACAUAAGCACUGAUAAUUUCAUUUAUUUCAAUGAUGAUGAAAUUCCACCUGGAGGCAUAGGAUCAGCUAAGGCUUUGCACAUUACCACUCGUUGCAAAGGAUAUACAUUACCGAUGAGAGCAUUUGAUGGCACGGAGAGAAAAGUCAUGAGAAGAAUUGAUAUUCCUUUGAUGAUUGGGCCAAACACGUAUGAGGUAGACUUUUUAGUGAUGGACAUCAAGCCCUCUUACAAUUGCCUGUUGGGGAGGCCUUGGAUACAUUCGGCAGGAGCAGUGCCCUCAUCUCUACACCAGAAAUUGAAGUUAGUAGCUGAUGGACGGUUGGUCACCAUAAAUGUAGAGGAGGACAUUAUAGCAACAGUUACCAAUGACGCACCCUAUGUAGAAGCAAAUGAGGAGGCCAUUGAAUGCUCUUUCCAUUCAUUAGAAUUCGUCAAUGCAACAUUCAUCUCAGAGGGGAAUGAGGUGCCGGUGCCCAGGAUAUCCAGAACCACAAGAAUGGGUCUGCAGAUGACAGUGGGGAAGGGAGCCUUGCCAGGAAAAGGAUUGGGAAGAUAUAUCCAAGGGGGGAUUCAAGGUCCUGAAUUAAAGGAGAAGAGAGACCUUUUUGGCUUGGGUUUCAGGCCAGAUUACAAGCAGGGGAGGAAAGAAAUAGAGAAGCACCAAGAGAAAAGAAGGGCGCGUUUAGAUGGAAAAGAGGUAGAGUGGGAACUGAUGACAUUCCCCCAUAUAUCUCAAACCUUUAUAUCAGGAGGGAUGAUUCACCCAGAGAGAGGAUUGCUCGAAGAAGGAUGUUAUCACAUCAAUGCUGUGUAUGAUAAAGAGUUUGAACGAGGAAACCUUGAGGGCAUUCUCCCUUACGAACCAGGAAGCUCUUUAAACAAUUGGGUUGCAGAAGAACUUCCUGUAGUUUUAAAAGAUUCUUCAGAGUAA